AUGUCUUCCAACGCUACUCUCUCCACGCCUAACAAUGGCGCUCAGAUCAAGGCCUCCCGCACUCGCGGUGCCUCUCACAUUGACUUCAAAUCCGCCACCACCGGUGUAGCCGCCAAGGCUAUGCGCAACGAGCUCAACGGCCUCGUUGCUGGCAUCGAUGACCCUGCUGUCCGCAAGGCCUUCGAAGCUGAAAUGUCCAACUUUUUUAACCUCUUCAACCGAUACCUCUCCGAGAAGGCCAAGGGCCAGAAGCUCGUCUGGGACAAAAUCCAGCCCCCAUCCCCCAAGCAAAUUACCCCUUACGCCGAGCUCCGUAAGGCUACCGAUCCUUCUGUCCUCAACAAGCUUGCCGUUCUCAAGCUCAACGGUGGUCUCGGUACCACCAUGGGUUGCACUGGUCCCAAGUCCGUCAUCGAGGUUCGUGAUGGCAUGACCUUCCUCGAUCUUUCCGUCCGACAGAUCGAGCACCUCAACAGCAGCCACAACGUCAACGUUCCCUUCAUCCUCAUGAACUCGUUCAACACUGACGACGACACUGCCCGUGUCAUCCAGAAGUACGCCAACCACAACGUCGAAAUCCUCACCUUCAACCAGUCGCGAUACCCUCGUGUCAACAAGGAAUCUCUCCUCCCCUGCCCCCGCAACGCUACCGACAACAAGAACCUCUGGUAUCCUCCCGGUCAUGGCGACUUGUUCGAUGCCAUGAACAACUCUGGCUUGCUCGAUCGUUUGAUCGCUGCCGGCAAGGAGUACCUUUUCGUCUCCAACGUCGACAACUUGGGUGCCGAUGUCGACCUUAACAUCUACCAGCACAUGAUUGACACUCAGGCCGAGUUCAUCUCGGAGGUCACUGAUAAGACCAAAGCCGACGUUAAGGGUGGUACUUUGAUCGACUACGAAGGUACUAUUCGCUUGCUCGAGAUUGCUCAGGUUCCUUCCGAGCACGUCGAGGACUUCAAGUCGGUUAAGAAGUUCAAGAUCUUCAACACCAACAACCUUUGGCUUAACCUGCCUGCUGUUAAGCGCGUCUUGGACAACGAGGAAUUGGACUUGGAGAUCAUUGUCAACAACAAGGCUUUGGAGUCUGGCGAGGCUGUUAUUCAGCUCGAGACUGCCGUCGGUGCAGCUAUUAAGCACUUCCGUGGCGCUAAAGGUGUCAAUGUGCCACGAUCCCGUUUCUUGCCCGUCAAGUCCUGCUCUGAUUUGUUGUUGAUCACUUCGGACCUUUACUCGCUCGAGCAUGGCAAGUUGAUCAUGAACCCAGGAAGGAUGUUCUCCCAGACGCCCGUAGUCAAGCUGGGCGAUACAUUCAAGAAGGUCGCUCAGUUCCAGAAGAGGUUUAAGAGCAUUCCGGAGAUGAUCGAGUUGGAUCAUCUGACUGUUCAGGGUGAUGUGGUUUUCGGUAGAAACAUUACGCUUAGGGGUACCGUUAUCAUUGUUGCCAACGAUGGUAACAAGAUCGAGAUUCCCGAGGGUUCCGUGUUGGAGAACAAGUUGAUUUCUGGUAACUUGGCUAUUAUUGACCACUAG
Molecule: messenger RNA, 1530 nt
Organism: Ustilago hordei
Lineage: Eukaryota; Fungi; Basidiomycota; Ustilaginomycetes; Ustilaginales; Ustilaginaceae
Product: putative UTP-glucose-1-phosphate uridylyltransferase
Exons: 3
Coding region: 1-1530 (509 amino acids)
Biological process (GO): UDP-alpha-D-glucose metabolic process; glycogen metabolic process
Cellular component (GO): cytoplasm
Molecular function (GO): UTP:glucose-1-phosphate uridylyltransferase activity
Source: RefSeq, a predicted model, not a curated record